Messenger RNA from Momordica charantia (bitter melon), 993 nucleotides. Its product is annotated as Late embryogenesis abundant protein (LEA) family protein. The record is from RefSeq and is a predicted model, not a curated record. Lineage: Eukaryota; Viridiplantae; Streptophyta; Magnoliopsida; Cucurbitales; Cucurbitaceae.
GCGGAAAAAAAAAAAAAAUCCGUUCGUCAAAGCCUUGGCUUACCUACCGCGUACCUCCUUGUUUCGCCCAUUCUAUCAGUUCCUUAUAUCCAUUUUCCUUCCUGAAGCUGACCACAGUCCACAGCACGCAGAGAGAUGGUCUGGCUCACGCGAUUCCUCACGGCGGUGGCUUUUCUGGCCAUCGGAGUUGUAUUUUCGCCGGGGACCUUCGGAUCCAAUUCAGACGGCUCCAAUGCGCCGAAGCUUUCGGCGUUGCUCAAACUGGCUCAUCUCCUCAGCUACUCCACCGCUUGGGGCGCCUCUCUCUGGGUCACCUUCAUCGGCGGCAUCAUCAUGUUCAAGAAUCUGCCGAGGCACCAAUUUGGUAAUCUUCAAAGCAAGAUGUUCCCUGCCUAUUUCUCGAUGGUUGGGAUUUGUUGUGCCACAUCCGUUGCAGCUUUUGGUUAUCUUCAUCCAUGGAAGUCCGCAGCAACUGCUGAGAGGUACCAGCUUGGGUUUUUGAUAUCGGCGUUUGCUUUUAAUUUGGCCAACCUGUUUGUCUUCACACCCAUGACUAUUGAGUUGAUGAAACAAAGGCACAAGGUGGAGAGGGAAAGUAACAUUGGCGAGGAAGUCGGGUGGUCAAAAAACGUCGAAGUUGCAAAGGUGAACCCAAAACUUGCAGCAAUGAACAAGAAAUUUGGAAUGAUCCAUGGCUUGUCAUCCCUUGCAAAUAUCCUAGCAUUUGGUAGUCUUGCUAUGCACUCCUGGUAUUUGGCAGGUAAAAUCAAUCUGUAACUCAAAAAUUGUCCUUCCUCUUUUAUGGGAGGGGGGAGUGUAUGACUGUAGUUUCCAUCCAUGAAGCAAUUUCCCUAGUGCUUUCUAUGUUAGACUGGCAUAUAAUUAUUGUAGUACAAUUGCCUGUUUGGAUGGCUUGAUAAAAAAAAAUGUGGGAAAUAAAAGUGCUGUAUUGAUCUGUCUGAUCAUCUAAUGAAUAGGUCCGAAGUUGUGGAA